AUGUCUAUCAUAAACGUUGGAGCAACUCCAGGAACAUUUUUGGCAUUUUUGACAUUAGCUGCAAUUGUAGUUGCAGUUUUAUCCACUACUUUUAUAAAAGCAAUUUUUUUUGUUAAAAUAACACCAAGCGAUCCUACCGACACUAGAUUUCUAACACUUGGACUAUGGGGUACUUGCGUUCAAAAUACUGGUCCUUUAGAAUGCGAAAGUCCAAAAUUUGGCUACACGUUUGAUCGUUCAAGAUUGAAUAUAGUAGUUCCGGAUGGUGUUGUUAUUCCAACUGUUGGUAGCGCUUUAGGUUAUUUAGCUAUAGUUCAUAUAUUUGCAAUAUUUUCAUUACUUGUCACAUUAUUACUUGGUAUAAUAGCUCAUAUACGUGCUGCAAAGCUUUUAUUAGGUAUUGCAUCGCAAAUAUCAAUUUUAUCAACCGGGAUAUUAUUAUUUUCCUUCAUUGUUGACUUUAUAAUGUUUAAUAAUGGCGUGAUGACUAUAAUUAAUACGAUUAAUGUGAAUAGUCAAUCGGCUAAUUCUUAUAAAGCAACCUUUGGUAUCGCUUAUUGGUUGGUAUUGAUAAGUUUAAUUAUAUCAGUUAUAGCUGCAAUAGCCUUUUUCCUUGGUAGAAAAUAUAUAAUUAGGAAAAAUUUUUCCAUUGAAGAUGAUGAGUCUUCGGAUGAUAUUACUAAUACUACAAUGGUAUCAGAUCCAGCAGACAGAUAUGAUCCAUUUAAAAAAACAACACAGCAACAACCUUUUUAUACAACUAAUAAUAUGGUUGUUAAUAAUGAUUAUGAUUAUGACAAUGAUAAUCGCAUAGUAAAUAAUUAUCCAGUUGAUGAUGAAAAUUUUGCAUAUGACAAUCUUCAAAAACCCUAUCCACCAAAUUAUUUACAAAAGCCGCAGCAACCAAUAAAUCCAGAGACUAUUGAAUAUUCUCAGCAAAAUAAUACUAAUAAGCACACUUCUGAUACUUAUUCACUGGAUGAAUUUUAUACUGCGCCCAGUAAUCUACAACCACAUUUCCAAAAUUCUCCUCACCCACCACCAAUGCAUAAUAAUAAUGGCUUCAAUAAUCCACCUCAUUCAACACAAAGUUCUACUUCCAACAUCUUUUAUCAUUCGCCUUCAUCCCCUUCAUCACCACACCCACCAAUAAAUCAAAAUGCACAAUUACAACAGUUACCACCACCGCAGCUACCUUUACAUUCAAAACCUACCCCCACACCUUCUCCUGCGCCAAAUACAACACAAUUCUUACAACCAGAUUCUUCACCAUUGUACCAGAAAAAACCGCCUGGUCAUUCACAUACCCCACUACAACCAUCAAAUCAACUUCCAUUCGGAGCUGUUACUUCCGCCCCAUACAAUUCUUCUACGUCUCCAAGACCUGGCUAUACCACACCACCACAACCAUCAAAUCAACUUCCAUUCGGAGCUGUUACUUCCGCCCCAUACAAUUCUUCUACGUCUCCAAGACCUGGCUAUACUACACCACCACAACCAUCAAGUAAACUUCCAUUCGGAGCUGUUACUUCCGCCCCAUACAAUUCUUCUACGUCUCCAAGACCUGGCUAUACUACACCACCACAACCAUCAAUCAGUUAG
Molecule: messenger RNA, 1602 nt
Organism: Entrophospora sp. SA101
Lineage: Eukaryota; Fungi; Glomeromycota; Glomeromycetes; Entrophosporales; Entrophosporaceae
Source: the annotation of a GenBank genome assembly